AUGGUGAUCGACCGACGAACUAACCAGCGUUACCUGAUCGAUACUGGUGCCGAUGUCUCCGUGUUACCGAAGCCAGCCAACUACACCCCUCCGACGCCGUCCACCAUGCGACUGUUUGCAGCCAACGGUACUCCGAUCAUGGUAUUUGGUGAGUCCCUCCGUACACUUGAUUUUAGUUUACGCCGCCGCUUUGUGUGGAAUUUUAUUAUCGCGGACGUAAGCUCUGCUAUCAUUGGAGCGGACUUUCUUCGCCAUUACCAUCUUUUAGUAGACCUUCGACAGCGCUGUUUGGUGGAUGCCCAAACCAACCUACGUGUGCCAGGACUUCCGGAUACCACUCGACAAACCGCCGUCAAGGUGUGCGACGCAAAUUCACCGAUGGCCGACCUGCUGAACGAGUUUCCUACACUCAUCACAAACUCACCGGGUGUGCGGAUGCAAUCCGAGGUGGUACAUCGUAUCGAAACAACGGGUCCUCCAACUUUCGCCCGUUCGCGUCGUCUUCCACCCGACAAGUACCAAGCAGCCAAAGCAGAAUUCGACUCCCUCGUGCAGCUAGGAAUUUGCAGACCGUCCAGUAGCAGUUGGGCCAGCCCGCUGCAUAUGGUGAAAAAGGCUGAUGGUUCCUGGCGUCCGUGCGGUGAUUAUCGGUCCCUCAACGCGCGUACCACACCUGACCGGUAUCCAUUGCCUUAUCUACAAGACUUCACGAUGCAACUGGGAGAAAAAACCGUUUUCUCAAAGGUGGAUCUACAGAAAGCCUACCACCAGAUCUCCAUCCAUCCAGAGGACAUCCCGAAGACAGCGAUCAUCACUCCUUUCGGCCUGUUUGAGUACGUGACGAUGCCCUUUGGAUUACGCAGUGCGGCGCAGACGUUCCAACGGCUAAUCCACGAUGUGCUACGCGGCUUGAACUUUGUGUUUCCCUAUAUCGACGACAUUAUAGUGGCCUCGAAGACACCAGAAGAACAUCGCGAACACCUGCGACUGCUAUUUGCUCGCCUCACGCAGCACGGCUUGACCAUCAACCUUGCGAAGUGCGAGUUUGCCCAGCCUGAGAUCUCCUUCCUGGGACACCGUGUUACGUCUGCAGGCAUCCUACCACUGGAAGAGAAAGUCGACACCAUACGUCAGUUCCCGAAGCCAAACACUGUCAUGGAGCUUAAGCGAUUUUUGGCGAUGAUCAACUUCUACAGGCGCUUCAUCCCCCACGCGCUGCGAGCACAAGGACCGCUCCUGGAGAUGAUUCCCGGCAACAAACGGCGAGAUAAGUCAUCGUUGACGUGGACCCCAGCUACCGACACGGCCUUUGAAGACUGCAAACGGCAACUUGCACAAGCUACCAUGCUGGUACACCCUGUACCAUCCGCCGAACUAUCACUGUGGUGUGAUGCUUCCGAUUUCGCUGCCGGCGCCGCCUUACAUCAGGUCAUCGACGGGCAGAUGCAGCCGCUCGGUUUCUUCUCCCGAAAGUUCGACAACGCACAGCGCCGAUAUUCCACGUACGAUCGCGAACUAGCAGCUGUUUACUUGGCCGUCCGGUAUUUUCGUCAUCAGUUGGAAGGACGCUCUUUCCAUAUUUACACGGAUCAUAAACCGCUGGUUUAUGCUUUCCGCCAGUCGCUGGAUAAGGCCUCUCCUAGACAAGCACGGCACCUUGACUUUAUUGGUCAGUUCACCACCGACAUCCGACAUGUUGAAGGCCAGGAAAACGUCACUGCCGACUUGCUGUCCCGAAUCGAACCCAUCCAGUCAUCAACAUCCAUCGACUACGAGAAAUUGGCCGAAGACCAGACCCGAGAUCCCGAGCUCGCCGACAUCCUCAGCGGGAAAACAGGGACGGACCUGGUCCUUCAACGAGUUCCAAUACCUGGCAGCAGCAAGGAUUUGUACUGCGAUUGCCCCGCCGGCAUCAUUCGUCCGUAUGUCACGAAACCGUUUCGUCAACAACUACUACGCGCGGUUCAUCAGAUGAGUCAUCCCGGAGCGAAAACUACCACGAAGCUGAUGACGGAGAGAUUCGUCUGGCUGAACAUCCGCCGAGAUACGCGAGAUUUCGUCCGCCACUGCUUAGCGUGUCAGGCUACGAAGGUGCAACGCCAUACCCGCAGCCCUCUAGGACGCUACCCAUUACCGGAUGCUAGGUUCGCACACAUCAACCUGGACCUGGUUGGACCGUUUCCGAUCAGCAAUGGACAUCGUUACUGCCUCACCAUCAUCGAUCGCUUCACACGCUGGCCAGAAGCUAUUCCCAUCCCUGACAUAACAUCAACGACUGUAGCCGCAGCCCUACUCAGUGGAUGGAUAGCUCGCUUUGGCGUUCCAUCGUUCAUCACCACGGAUCAAGGCAGGCAGUUCGAGUCGACGCUUUUCGCGGAGCUGAACCAGUUACUGGGCAUCAAACAUCUACGCACAACGGCUUAUCAUCCGCAGGCCAACGGCUUGAUAGAACGAUGGCACCGCACGCUGAAGGCAGCUAUUUGUACCAAAAACACCGCUCAUUGGACCGACCACCUUCCCAUCAUACUCCUUGGAUUGCGCACAGCGUACAAAGACGACAUCAAAGCUUCGCCAGCAGAGCUGGUUUAUGGAAGCACGCUAAAGAUCCCAGCGGAGUUUUUUAAUAGCAGCCCGAUGACCAGCCUGCCAGACACCACCGAGUUCACCAAGUUGCUUAAGUAUGCCAUGAACACCAUUCGCCCAACACAAACGGCCUGGCAUGACAAAGCAACACCCUUCGUCCAUUCGGAUCUUCGGACAUGCAGCCACGUUUUCGUCCGGAAUGACACCGUCCGCCCAGCCCUUACCCCGCCGUACCAAGGGCCUUACAAGGUGCUUAGGCGUAGUGACAAGUCAUUCGAAGUCCUGAUCAACGAGAGGGCAACUAACAUCUCUAUUGACCGCCUGAAACCGUGCUACUCACUCCAGCAACCCGAGCCAGUGACACAGCUUACGCCACCAUCUGCAGCAGAGUAUACGCCACCACCACCAGCGCUACCACCACCAGCUUCACCACCAUCAGCGCCACCACCACCAGCUUCACCACCACCGACAGAGCCGUCACCUCCGAACGACUUCUCGACCGGAGUUACGCGUUCACAGCGACGUGUCAUCAUCCCCGUUCGUUACCGGUAACUCCAGUCUAGCAGGGGAGCACUGUGGCGACCACGUUAUAGCCUCACCACAGUCCGGAGCUGACGUCAACCGUCAAUUCAAAAUAUCGAACACUCUAAUUCGAACACUCUAAUUCGAACACCCUAAUUCAAGCACCCUAAUUCGAGCAACAUUAUUCGAGCACCCUAAUUUGAGCAAUAGUUACCAACUUAACCAGACUAAACUAUUUCCCGUUAAAAAGAUUAUAAAAAGCCGUCGUUCCCACCACGCAUUCUCUUCUCUUUUCGUUCUCAUCCGCUAGUGGACGUGCUCCCGUAACUGCGUAACGCGUGAUAAAGACAUUAUAAAAAAUUGUAUUUUGUGACAUCUUGGGAAUCCAAAAUAAAAAAGUGGUCUACCCACGAGGUAGCCAAACAUGUAAGGAGCGCAACGGUUUGAGCCAAGAUCUAACCGAAGUGUCUUUAAAUGAUUUGGAAGGACUCGAGGAACAAUCC
Messenger RNA from Anopheles merus, 3608 nucleotides. RefSeq lists its product as uncharacterized. The coding region runs from base 1 to 3135 and encodes 1044 amino acids. The transcript has a single exon. Gene Ontology annotation, biological process: proteolysis; DNA integration. The record is from RefSeq and is a predicted model, not a curated record. NCBI's taxonomy places the organism in Eukaryota, Metazoa, Arthropoda, Insecta, Diptera, Culicidae. Gene Ontology annotation, molecular function: aspartic-type endopeptidase activity; nucleic acid binding.